AGUCCCACAUUGCAAAACUCUUUUUCCAGUCAUCGGCUGAGAGUCACACAUAUACAUAUUGCGUACAAACACGCGCACGCCUCCGCAGUAAGAUGCGACGACGCCGUUGCACGUCGGUGAGGCCCCAGUACCAGACGGACACUGAAAGUGAAAGCGAUCCAGACAGCACGGAGGAGACGAUGAGGUGCAUAUCCUGCCAGGAAGACUACGGCGCACGUGACGCCGGCACAUGCAAGGAAUGCUACGAGGAGGCCAACGAGACGGAAGAGGAGCUCAAGCGUGAGAUCGAAGAUCUCAAAGCCAAGGUUGCUUUCCUCAAGUUUUGGUCCCCAAUCGAUCCCCAUCACCACCACUCCAGUAGGUCCCACCCACCUUGCUUCUCCGACAUCGUUUUGGUCGCCUCCGAGGAUGCCACCGGUGGCUCCGCCGUGCCUGUGCCGGCUCAUAAGGCCGUUCUGGUAAGUCGUUCCCCAGUGUUCAGAGCCAUGCUUGAGAAUGAGAUGGAAGAAAGCCUGAGUGGCACUAUCAAGAUUGGUGAUGUAUCAUAUGAUGCCCUUCGUGCAUUUGUUAACUAUUUGUACACAGCUGAGGCAUGCCUUGAUGAACAUAUGGCAUGUGAACUUUUAGUAUUGGCUGAGAAAUAUCAGGUGAAGCAUCUUAAGGCCUAUUGCGAAAAGUUUCUGGUGUCCAAACUUAACUGGGACAAUUCAGUUAUGAACUAUGCAUUUGCACACCAGCACAAUGCCAAACAUAUGCUAGAUGCAGCCUUGUCAUUGAUCACUGACAACAUGGACAAGCUUACUAAACGCGAGGAGUAUAUGGAGCUUGUCGAGAAAGAUCCCCGACUUGUAGUGGAAAUAUAUGAAGCUUAUCUCUCAAAACAGGACAAUACAGCAGCCCAUAAGGAUCCUAGCUAGACAACAUGGAUGUCCAAUGAUGGUUUCUUGUCAUGCUGAUCUGAAGCAGCGAUUAUUCAGUGUGGUAUAUGAGUUCCUGGUCAGUUUUCCUUGUGGAUGAGAUUUUAAUUGUAGAUGGAAAUUUUGUUAUACAUAUCAAGUUUCACAUUAGGGGUAUAUGGUACAAAGACUGGAUCUGUAUAGGUUUUUUGAAUAUUGUUUCUUAUGAGCGUUCUGCUGGAGUUUCUUUGUUCCUGCAUCCGGCUUAUAUCAGUCAACUCAGAUUGAUGAGCUAUGCGUUUUAAUUUUAAUUGAUUACAAGACUGGAAAUUGUUAUCA
Molecule: messenger RNA, 1235 nt
Organism: Ziziphus jujuba (common jujube)
Lineage: Eukaryota; Viridiplantae; Streptophyta; Magnoliopsida; Rosales; Rhamnaceae
Product: BTB/POZ domain-containing protein At4g08455
Exons: 2
Coding region: 93-917 (274 amino acids)
Biological process (GO): regulation of proteolysis; proteasome-mediated ubiquitin-dependent protein catabolic process
Cellular component (GO): cytoplasm
Molecular function (GO): ubiquitin protein ligase binding
Source: RefSeq, a predicted model, not a curated record